AUCGAAAAUUCCCCAAACCAACGCCUCCUUCUCAGUCUCUCCCUGUCCCACCGCCGCCGCCCGCCACCACCAACACCUUCAAGUGUCGCCGCCACCCAACACCGGCGGCCUCCGUCCUCUCCCACAACCGGCGUACUCGUCUCCCACCUCGCCCCCACCCACUCCUCCUCACCUCACCUCACCUUCUAUUCCUAUCCCAAGCUGCAGAUCAAUCGAGGAGCAUGCCAUGGCGUUCCCGAUCCGCCAUGCUCUCCAGGGGCUUCUUCGACCUGGGCCUCCGGUGACGGAGGUGCUCGCACUCGAGGAGAUGAAGGCCGCCUGCUUGCUGCUCGCCUGUGUGCGCUGCGCAGGGACAGGACCUGCUCGCCCGAUAAGACGGAGGGCUCCUCCGACACUAGUGCUACUCAAGGUCCUCUCUCGCCCAUCUCUUCGUGUUUUUCUUCCUCUCCCUCCCUUCCCUUCCCUUCCCUUCCCUGAUGCGUUGGGUUUUCUUCCUCGCGCAAGUAGCUGCGGCGUCGAGCCCUAACCAAGGACACGUACGAUCUCGCUAGCCUCAACCGGUCAAAGUGCUGCGCCAAGGGGAUUUGCACCGAGUGCUUCCUCUAGAUGAAGUCGCCCACAUCCCGCCGGCCGACACAGUGUCAAAAUUCCGUUCCUAUUCAGUUUGCUGUUUCUUAACUUCUAAGGUGUCCGUACUACAAGAUGCUGAAUUACGCCGUGGAGUACCGCGGCGUCAAGACGAAAGAGGAGAAGGGCGUCGAGCAGAUUGAGGGGCAGAGGGUGAUCGAGGCGCAGAUCAGGAUGCGGCAUCAGGAACUCCAGGACGACGCGGAGCGCCUCAUGAAUAAACAGGUUGCUGCUUCCACAAAUGAAGUAACAACCGCACGAGUUGAACCUUGCGAUACCGGUGGCACAUCCACCUCAGCCGCAAGCGGUGCCCAAGGCAAUGAUGCGCCCUCAUGCCAAGUAAACCAUUCGGAGCUGCUAUUGAAGAAUGCCGAAGGGUUAACGCAGUUGCGUAUGCACUGGUUAACCAUUUUCCGCCUUCUAUCCUGCUUAACUUGUGUGGCUAUGGUUGCAUCAGUCAAUUCGGGCUAUGUGGUUUAUCGAAGGGUGCUUCGGUACUACUCAGGGGAAGAAGAUGGCCUUGAUAUGAGAAAGGCGCUAUCACAAGAUGUUGACAAGAAGUCUAUCAUACCACUCAAGAGACCAAUAACACCGGGCGAACUUGAAUACGACUGACAUGCUAAAUUAUAACUAUCACUCUUGAUGGUUGUGUCCUAGUCGAUCUACAUGACUUAUAUGGUAGCUCGACAAGAUAUUGUCUCUAGUGUUGUUGAAUGAGUGAUCGUGAAUUUUCUAUUUGCACAUUCCUGUUAAGAUUGGACCCAGUUUUUAAGGUCUAGUCACUUGGAUCAGCGGAAGAGGAGCAUCACUAGCACGGGCAGAGGAGCAGCAGGAGCUAGUUCUUCAGGUACAAUGGAAAACAAGCAAGCUUAUAUCUGAAAAAUGAGUUAUCUAGGCUCAGAAUUUUGAGUUGGCCUCUUUACAUAAGUUUUAGAUAAAGUUUCAAGGUUUCUUUAGAGUAUUUAUUUGUGUCGUUUGGAUGUACGGUUUGAGAGCAGCUAUCAGUUUAGUUUGCUGUCCCGAUAUAUAUGUUCAUGGGUACAGUAUUUUGAUAUGGGAGAUUAGGCCCUGUUAGAGGUGGUAUUAAAAUAAAGUUACAACAUGAAAAUUUUA
Molecule: messenger RNA, 1740 nt
Organism: Hordeum vulgare subsp. vulgare (domesticated barley)
Lineage: Eukaryota; Viridiplantae; Streptophyta; Magnoliopsida; Poales; Poaceae
Product: E3 ubiquitin-protein ligase DA2-like
Exons: 7
Coding region: 703-1242 (179 amino acids)
Cellular component (GO): cytoplasm
Source: RefSeq, a predicted model, not a curated record